Molecule: messenger RNA, 471 nt
Organism: Venustampulla echinocandica
Lineage: Eukaryota; Fungi; Ascomycota; Leotiomycetes; Helotiales; Pleuroascaceae
Exons: 1
Coding region: 1-471 (156 amino acids)
Source: RefSeq, a predicted model, not a curated record
AUGCCCUUCGGAUCCUCUAAAAUUCAAUCUAAACUUCUCGCUUCCGAGUUUGAUGACGAACCCCCUUUGACACCACUAUAUACUCAUUUUGCCCUUGACACAACUCUCCUUGACCUUCCGUCAUCUUUCCACUCCGAGCCCGCUUCUCCUUCCUCUCUAGCUUCCGCUACGACGACUAAUUCUUUUACACGCUACCUUCCGUCACGCGCCGCUGCUUGGUGGGAAGGAGAGAAGACUUCUCAAACCCAGGGAUCCGUAGUGUAUUCCUGUAUAGAUGGUAUUGAUGAACGUAUUGGGGAAGCACUAGGGCAUAAUGAUGUGAUUGAGAAGACAAACCGAAGGGCUAUGGUGGAGAUGAUUGGAUUAUUUGCCGUGGCUGCAGCGUUGGUUGGUGCUGUGGUGAUUUGUGUGGGAAUUGGUAUGGGCAUGGAUAACGGGAUGGUUGGUUCUGGGAUUAAGGGGAAGGCAUAG